AGCCAACCAGAAAGGAAGAAAGGAAGCGCGCGCGCCUUUCGCUAUACUGGCUCGUGAAUUUCGUUCGACCGCCCCUCUCGCGCCCGCGAAGUUAGGCGGGUGGGGCAUUCCCAUAUAAGAGGUUGGAAACAUGGCUGAAGUUAAGCAAAGAAGGAAAGCUAACCUUUCAGGCAAAUCAACUGAAGAUCAAGGGAAGACAGCACCGAUGUUGAGGACUACUGGUGAUGAAAAGUCCGGCUGGUGGGACCCACGAACAGCCUCAAGUUUACUGUCCCUUAUAGCUUGCCUAGGGCUGACAUGGUUUCUUUUUCAGCAGUCAGCUCAGCUGGCUGAAGUGGAAGAGAAAUACUAUUUAUUAAAGCAGGAAGCUGCCAAGUUUCAAGAUACAGAAAAUAAGAUUAACUUAAUAUCUGAAAAGUGUGAGAAGACAUUAAGCUUAAUGGAACAACUGGAAGAUCUUCAUAUAAUUGCUCAGAUGAAGCGACUGCAGGAGGAAGUGAACACCAUGCAGAUCUGGUCUAGUAAGUUAAGUCAAGAAGAAGAGGAGCUUCAGCAGAACUUAACAUCUCUCUUUCGUGCAGUUACUAAGUAUGAGGAGAUUAUAACUUCAGUAACUAAUAACUUCUCUGUAAAGAUUGCUGCUGUGAAGACUGAUAUUAGACGCAUUUCAGGUCUUGAAGCAGAUGUAACCUCACUGGUAGAGAAUCUACAUACUCUAGAAGACAAAGUUGAUAAAGCUGAAAAGACUACAAUAAAAAGUAUAGGGACUCUCCUUACAAACAGCAUUGACAGGACUACAAUACUACGGAGUUCUGCAUCUGAAAAUGCCAGACAAAUAGAACACAUUAAGACAAAAUCAUCUGAGCUGAAUGCUGAACUUAACAAGCAAUUAAAUAAGCUUUUAGAUUUGGAAAGUGAUAGAGCCAAAGUUCUUACAACAGUAGCCUUUGCAAAUGACUUAAAACCAAAAGUACACAACUUAAAGAUGGAUUUGGCACACUUGGAACCAAUGCUAGAUGAACUAACAUUAAGAAUAGGAAGACUGCUUGGGGAUCUAAUGGAAAGACAGAAAGAAAUUUCUUUCCUGAGUAAGAAACUCGUCAAUUUGACUUCUGCUCAGAGUGAUGUUAAGACUAUGAGUGAUGAGCUAAGUGAAGUUUCAGAUUUGAAAUAGUCCUAUCACAUCAAGCCUCAGUUCUAGCACUGCUUGAGGUUGCUGGGUUACUCUUCAAGAUUUAAGUUUUGGGGUUGAAGCAGUAGUGAAUUUACGAUUAUCUGCUUACAGCAAAUUGAAUUCAUAGAGUAAAAUGUGCAUAAGAUGGUGCUGUCAUGUUCACUACAACUUACACCCAAGGAACUAUUGAGGACUACAGCCUUGCAAGUAGGAGUGUCACAUAUAAUUGAGUUACAUUCAAUCAAUGAUAACUAGAUCAAAAAUUCUUUUAUAAACCACAAAGUUGUGUUUGUAAAACAUGUUUCAGUAAGUCUUGAAUGGUAUUGGAUGUUAAAAAGAUGAUUGCAGACCAAAAAUAGAUUAAACCAAAAGAAUAAUGCAAGCAGAAUUCUGCUCAAUGUCCCCACACAUUGAAGUACAGUAAGGAAAUCUCCCCUUCCACAUUAGGGGCAGGCUCUGCGGAUCAGCAGCCCUCCCAUUUUUCAGGAAACCUAUUCUGGAGGCAAGUUUGAUGAUUUGUCUGAAUCUACAGAUUGACUGUAAAAAGGGGGGGAAAUCCUCCAUAUUUAGAGUUGAGAACUGACAUCAACUGGGUAAUAUAAUAUGCACACACUUAUAAGGUAUUUUAAAAAAGUUGUUCAAUACCUUUUAUGGGUGGAUUGUAGACCCAUGUUUAGAGUAGUACUGUAUACAGUUUCAGUCACUCCAUCUCAAAUGAGAGCUAAUAAAGUUAUAUAAAAACAUGACUGAGUGCGUAGAAGAAAAAUUACUAGGGACAUUUGUAUACCUGUGGGAAAUGAUUUUUCUUGAAAUAGAAUUCUGGGUCCCCUAAUCAAUUCAUUGGCAGAAAAAUGACUUUACAAAUACAUCUCGAUGGAGUUCAGUUGCAUGCAGUAUAAAUGGUGGCAAACAGCUUUUAAAUGGGAGGGUAUUUCCAAAAUCCUGAACGGCCACUGCCAAGGUAGAUGACCCAAUGGUUCGAUUUAGGAAGCCAUGCAGUUAUUAGACAUUGGAAUCAAAUUGAACUUUUCAAAUAAAUUACAUUACUAAA
Molecule: messenger RNA, 2225 nt
Organism: Podarcis muralis (Common wall lizard)
Lineage: Eukaryota; Metazoa; Chordata; Lepidosauria; Squamata; Lacertidae
Gene: IKBIP
Product: IKBKB interacting protein
Source: RefSeq, a predicted model, not a curated record